GUGGAGGAGCUCCUGCCUAGCAAGCUUGAUCAGUAUUUCCGCUACAGUGGUUCCCUGACCACGCCGCCAUGCUUCCAGAGUGUCACCUGGACUGUCUUCUACAACCCAGUCCAGAUCUCACAGUCUCAGAUGGAUAAACUGCGCAGGACACUUCAUUCUACUCCAAUCAGCCGUCCUCCGGAAGUCCUACAGAAAAACGUCCGGGACAUUCAACCAGUGAACAAGAGAACAGUGUACUCCUCCUUUGUAAUAGAGAAAGGGUUGUCUUCAGGUGUCAUUGUGGCCAUCAUGUUUGGAGUUCUCGGAGGGAUGCUGCUCAUCUCCAUAGCUCUGUACUUUAUCAUCAUGGUGAUCAAGAGACCUAUUGCGCACAUAGGAAAAGCCUAA
Molecule: messenger RNA, 387 nt
Organism: Staurois parvus
Lineage: Eukaryota; Metazoa; Chordata; Amphibia; Anura; Ranidae
Source: the annotation of a GenBank genome assembly